This is a messenger RNA of Trichoderma harzianum CBS 226.95, 424 nucleotides long. RefSeq lists its product as hypothetical. The transcript has a single exon. Bases 150 to 368 code for a protein of 72 amino acids. The record is from RefSeq and is a predicted model, not a curated record. Lineage: Eukaryota; Fungi; Ascomycota; Sordariomycetes; Hypocreales; Hypocreaceae.
UCUUAGAUCCACGAUUCUCAUCGCAUUGUGGUACCUUUUCUGGGCAAGUGAUGCUAAACCAAUCUCAAUUCAUCAAAUCGAUGGUCUUAACAUAGUAAGAACGCACUCAAUCCUAAAGUGCAUGUUUGCUUGGCUGUGAUCGAGCAGCAAUGGCUUUUGUGGCUUAUAUUUCCACCACUCCGGGAUCGGUGCUGCAAUCCAGAAUACGCGUAUUGGCACGAUUUAUCUUGAUAGGCCUUUGUUCUCCAGUCCUCGUACUCCGUACCAUCGCCAAAUACAUCAAGCAGUGGCGACUCCCUGCGCUAGCAGGAAAGGGGAGCAUGACAAUGAAACGUUUCAGACAACCCAACGUCAUCGCUACGUGGUGAACAAGGGUUAUGCGGGGAGAAUAGCUGAUGUGUCUAUGGCAUGGGAACCAGGUUUG